Messenger RNA from Venturia canescens, 2485 nucleotides. RefSeq names its product intraflagellar transport protein 81 homolog. The record is from RefSeq and is a predicted model, not a curated record. Gene Ontology annotation, biological process: cilium assembly; intraciliary transport. Bases 380 to 2338 code for a protein of 652 amino acids. Gene Ontology annotation, cellular component: intraciliary transport particle B; cilium; centrosome. Lineage: Eukaryota; Metazoa; Arthropoda; Insecta; Hymenoptera; Ichneumonidae. Gene Ontology annotation, molecular function: tubulin binding. The transcript is spliced from 8 exons.
AGCGCACGCAGUAGUAGAGAUGGCGGAACAUUUGGAAUAGAGGAAGAAUUAAAUUUUUCAUCAAAUCAAGACCUUUGAUUAUUUCAUGAGCUCAAAGUUUGUUGAGUGUUGGAAUCUUUACGAAAUGCAACAUCCACUGAAUUUAUUAAAAUUAUAGACAUCAAAGGCGCAAAAUUUAGAAAAUCCCGAAGCAAUUUUCAUAUGCCCCGAAAAAUGUCGGCGGCGGAGACACCUGCUGUCCACCGAUUACUAUGACAACGACCAAGUGACAACAUAUCUUUAAUUUCGCUACGACAACGUAUUUGUGCACACGGUUUUUUCAGUCCACUGGUAAGAUCGUUUCUUUACACUCAUAUUAGCAUAUAACUAUAUAAAAAUCAUGAGCGAAGAUUUCAAGUUUAUUGUUACGGAACUCAACAAUAUCUUGAAAAAAAAUUACACGUUGCUGUCAUUCAAAGCUCUGAACAGUGGCGAUUUACUGCAGGUUUUGAGCGACGUACUGGCCGAAAUAACGCAGGAUGGACCAAGAGUCGAUCUGAGGGACGAGAGCCUCGAGCAAACUUCGAUCCGAUUGCUGUCAAUACUCAGAGUUCUCAAAUAUCAGCCCGACAAGGAUCCCACUUUGUUCAGACAAAGACUCGUGAAGGGAGACUCCGAAACGAUUUAUACGAUUCUGCAAUGGCUCCUGUCGAAAGUCGAAGUCGUCCGACAAAGGGCUUACCUCGCUCGAUUCCUAGUCAAGGUCGAGGUACCGCAGGAGUACUUGACGGAUCCGGAGACGAUGGCUCUGUACGAAAGAUAUUUGAGUCUUGUAGAGGAAUUCAAGAUGGUUCACAAGGAACGCGAAGCCGGAAAAAAAGGAGGCGAAGCUGCGGCCGAGCUCAAGGCCGAUUUGAAAGCGAUGGAAAAAGAGCGUGAAGUAAUAGUGUCGAGAAUUGAAAAAAUCAAACUUCGAACGGAAUCGAGUCGCAAUCUGUUGAAAGCUGCCCAUUCGCUCCGCCUGGAGCGUGAGAGAGAGCGCGAAUUGUCGUUGCAAAAAAUAACCGAGAAGGAAGCGAUAUCGAAUUUGGAAGGAUCGUUGCAACGGGCCGAAAGAGAAUUGGAAUUCGUUCGAAAAGCAGGAGGAGGCGAACUGACAGCGAAAUCAUUGAUAGAACGUUUGUCGGAAGAGGUUAUGGUAUUAUCGGCAAUACAGAAGGAACGUCUGCCGUCAGAAUUGUCGAAUUUGAAGUUGAGAGUGGGUGUCCUUUCGGAGGUCGCGGGUUCGCCUUACGUUGCUCCUGAUGAGAUCGUCACGCUUCGUCAGAGAUUGGACGUUGUCGCGCGGCAAGUUCAAGCGCUUGCCGAAACGAGAGUAGCCGAGAGCGGGGCUGACAAAAUGGCACCUUUCAGACAACAGGCCGCUGCGAUAAGCAGCGUCAAGCGGAAUACGCUUGAAAAAUUGGAGGCGGCUGAGUCAUUGCUCGCUCAACUUACCGCGAAACUCGAGGAAAAACGCGAGCGAGCUAAACGCUUCGCCGAAGAUUCUUUACCGAGGGGAGAAGAACUGAAACGGUACGUUGCACGCUUGAAGAGUAAAAGCGUCUUGUACAAACGCUGCAGAGCUGAGUUGGCUGCUCUUCGAGCUGAGAACGGACUUCUCAGUCGCACGCUCGUUAUUCUCGACUCUCAAAUGGUCCAUUCUCCGAAUCAAUCGGAACGAUUCGACCGAUCGAAAUCCGAUCUCAUCCGAAACGAAUCGUUCGCUAUACCGGAUGAUUUUACCGCUGAAAAUGCUGCUUCGAUCAACGCGCGAUUGACCGCCAAGAUUUCAUCCCUCAGAAACCAACUCACUCCUCUUCUCAACGAGCUCCAACCGCUGCGUCAAAAGUCUCAGGAAGUUGAAGAACGUUACGAGAGAGCUCGGAACAGCCACCGUUCUGUUGAGGCGAGUGUGCGAAGUAAGAACGCAAACAUCGUGGCCGAGUUUGAAGCCCUCAAACAAUCGGUUACGCAAGAUACGGCUGAAGCAGAAAGAUUGCGUCAGGAAAUCGAGAAAUUGAAACUGGCACAAAGCAAAAUUCAACAAGAAAUAAAGUCAUACGCGAGUCCAAACGGUGGACAGUCGUUGAGGGAAAAAUUAAAGCAAGAGAUAAGCGCAGAAGAAAAACAACUGCAGACUUUGAAAGAUGAGGAGAAGUCUGUGAAAAUCCACAUUGCACAAAAUGCAAAUCAAACCGAAUGGUGGACCGAACUGAUAACAAUCUUUGAAUGCAAACUGAAGUACGCGGAAGAAAAUAAAGAACGAGAUGGUAUAGUCGUGCGUCAAGCAGGAGCCGAGACAUUGAUCUUGGAAUAAAGACUGUUUUAGUUAGUAGAUAAUAAAAAUAAUACAAAAUCGUUUGUACAUAGCUUAUCCAAAUAUUACUUCUAGGCUGUUGCGAUAGGCAGUGAGAAGCGUCUGAACGCAAAUGCAAUGCUACCGAUUAAUCCUAUUCCCGUUAUU